Molecule: messenger RNA, 1818 nt
Organism: Ochotona curzoniae (black-lipped pika)
Lineage: Eukaryota; Metazoa; Chordata; Mammalia; Lagomorpha; Ochotonidae
Product: histone-lysine N-methyltransferase SUV39H1
Exons: 6
Coding region: 155-1393 (412 amino acids)
Cellular component (GO): nucleus
Molecular function (GO): histone H3K9 methyltransferase activity; protein binding; zinc ion binding
Source: RefSeq, a predicted model, not a curated record
CGGGGAGGGGUCCGGUCACGGCUCGCCGGUUGGUCCUCGCCGGUGCUGCUGGCGGCGAUGCGUGGCCAAUAGGCUGCGCGUUCCCGGCCACGCCCGCGCGAGCUCUCUUCUCGCGAGGCCGGCUAGGCCCGAAUGUCGUUAGCCGUGGGGAAAGAUGGCGGAAAAUUUAAAAGGUUGCAGUGUGUGUUGCAAGUCUUCUUGGAAUCAGCUGCAGGACCUGUGCCGCCUGGCCAAGCUCUCAUGUCCUGCCCUGGGCAUCUCUAAGAGAAACCUCUAUGACUUUGAAGUCGAGUACCUGUGUGAUUACAAGAAGAUUCGAGAACAAGAGUACUACCUGGUAAAAUGGCGCGGCUACCCAGACUCUGAGAGCACCUGGGAGCCCCGACAGAAUCUCAAGUGUGUGCGCAUCCUCAAGCAGUUCCACAAGGACUUGGAGAGGGAGCUGCUGCGGCGGCACCAGCGCUCAAAGCCACCCCGGCAUCUGGACCCAAGCUUGGCCAACUACCUGGUGCAGAAAGCCAAGCAGAGACUGGCGCUUCAGCGCUGGGAGGAGGAGCUCAAUGCCAAGCGCAGCCACCUGGGACGCAUCACGGUGGAGAAUGAGGUGGACCUCGAUGGCCCCCCGCGGGCCUUUGUGUACAUCAAUGAGUACCGUGUUGGGGAGGGCAUCACCCUCAACCAGGUAGCCGUGGGCUGUGAGUGCCAGGACUGUCUGUGGGCACCCACUGGUGGCUGCUGCCCUGGGGCAUCACUGCACAAAUUUGCCUACAACGACCAGGGUCAGGUGCGGCUGCGAGCUGGGCUGCCCAUCUAUGAGUGCAACUCCCGGUGCCGCUGUGGCUAUGACUGCCCAAACCGCGUGGUGCAGAAGGGCAUCCGCUAUGACCUCUGCAUCUUCCGCACAGACGAUGGGCGUGGCUGGGGAGUACGCACGCUGGAGAAGAUCCGCAAGAACAGCUUCGUCAUGGAGUACGUGGGAGAGAUCAUUACCUCAGAGGAGGCGGAGCGGAGGGGCCAGAUCUAUGACCGCCAGGGAGCCACCUACCUCUUCGACCUGGACUACGUGGAGGAUGUAUAUACCGUGGAUGCUGCCUAUUAUGGCAACAUCUCCCACUUCGUCAACCAUAGUUGUGACCCCAACCUGCAGGUGUACAACGUCUUCAUAGACAACCUCGAUGAACGGCUUCCCCGCAUCGCUUUCUUUGCCACAAGAACCAUCCGGGCAGGCGAGGAACUCACCUUUGAUUACAACAUGCAAGUGGACCCCGUGGACAUGGAGAGUACCCGCAUGGACUCCAACUUUGGCCUGGCUGGGCUCCCUGGCUCCCCGAAGAAGCGAGUCCGUAUUGAAUGCAAGUGUGGGACUGAAUCCUGCCGCAAAUACCUCUUCUAGCCCUUGGAAGUCUGCGGCCAGAUUGCCGGAGGCCUAAAGCUGUCUGCUCCUUGCCCAUUGCUGCCCUUCCUGGCCGUGGGGAACAGCUGCCAGGGCUUUGCCUGCCUCCACCUGUCCCCCACCUCCCGCCACCUGCUCUAGGGGCGGGCCUACAGGGAGGACUGACUCCAGGAGUCCCUUUCCCUGGCCCAGUCCCAUCUGUGGGUUGCACUUACAAGCCCCUGCCCACCUCCAGAAGUCAGUUUUUGACGGCAGGGGUUUCUGCAGUCGGGAUUCAUGGAAACCUCCACUGGAGGUCUGAGGGGGUAAGCUGCAGCCCAGCUUUCCUCUCCCCCUAGAAAAGCUGUUUGUUUUUGCACCUGCUUCUGUCUGAAGGCUGAGGCAUCUGUUGCAGGCCUCCGCCCUAGUGCCCCCGGGCAGCCUUC